Messenger RNA from Aegilops tauschii subsp. strangulata, 1530 nucleotides. Its product is annotated as protein WHAT'S THIS FACTOR 9, mitochondrial. The record is from RefSeq and is a predicted model, not a curated record. Lineage: Eukaryota; Viridiplantae; Streptophyta; Magnoliopsida; Poales; Poaceae. Gene Ontology annotation, molecular function: RNA binding.
CUUCCAUCUCUGUCCGCCUCGCCGCUCUGUACGCAUUUGCCCGAACACUCCACGCGCGCCGCCAGCCACCCUCGCCCUCCGCCGUGUCCUCCACUCACCACACCAGCGACCUCCCUCCCCGCCGCCUCGCCAUGCAGAAGGUGCGGCUCAAGUGGGUGAAGAACCGCGGGCUGGACCACAUCAUCGAUCGGACCACCUCCAUCCGCGCGUCCUGCCUCAUGCUCGACUACCUCGCCCGCCAGCCGUCGUCCCCGGUGCCGGCCCGCGCCCUCGCGCGCUUCCAGAAGCCGCUCGGCCUCACCGUCCCCGUGCUCCGCUUCCUCCGCCGCCACCCGACCCUCUUCGCCGAGCAGCCGCACCCGCGCUUCCCCACCCUCCCCGCCUUCUCCCUCACCUCCGCCUCCGACAUCCUCCUCGCCCGCCUCGCCCGCGCCUCCGCCGUCGACUCCCACCUCCGCCUCGCGCGCCUCCUCCUCCUCACCCGCUCCAGGUCGCUCCCGCUGGCCUCCAUCCUCCCGCUCCGCUUCGACCUCGGCCUGCCCUACGACUUCGCCUCCUCCUUCCCCUCCUCCCACCCCGACCUCUUCGCCGUCUCCAACAACCACAUCUCGCUCUCCACCUCCCGCCUCCCCGACGACAUCGCCAUAUCCUCCCUCCAGCGCCGCCACGCCGAGGCCAUCAUCGGGGCGACCUACCGCGACCUGUCCCGUCCGCCGUCCUCGUCGCAUGCCCCCCUCGCGUUUCCGAUGCGGUUCCCGCGUGGGUACGGAGGGAUGAAGAAGGUCAAGGCCUGGAUGGACGAUUUCCACCGCCUGCCUUACAUCUCCCCGUAUGAUGAUGCCUCAGGGAUCGACCCUGACAGCGACAUCUACGAGAAGAGGAACAUUGGUUUGCUGCAUGAGUUGCUCGGGCUGAUGGUGCACAAGAUGGUCCGGAGGAAUGCGAUCCGGUUGCUCCGCGAGGAGCUUGGCCUGCCUCACAAGUUCACGAGGUUGUUUACAAGGUAUCCUGGAGUGUUCUACCUGUCGUUGAAGUGCAAGACGACGACACUCGUGCUUCGCGAGGGGUACGAGAGGGGGAAGCUUGUGGAGAAGCACCCCCUCGCGGCGGUGAGGGACAAGGUACAAUAUGUGAUGCGCACUGGCGUGUUGUACCGUGGGAAGGGCUUGUCCAAGCUGGUUUUAGACGAGGAUGACGAUGAAGAGGAGGGUACACUGGAUGGAGAUCAGGAGUUUCAAGGAGAGGGGAUGGAUGAGGAUGCUGAUGUUGAGUGCUUUGGAAUGGAGAUUGUGGAUGACGACGGGCCUGGCAAUGAUGAUUAUGAUGACCGCGAUAGUUAUGAUUGACACUGGAUGGUGAUUUCUGCUUGCCGCAUGUUGCUGUUUUGAGAUGAUGGGCGGUGACUUCAGUCAGCUAAAGUGAUGCUGACUAUGGAGCCUUUGCAAUCUUGGCAACUUCUGUAGGACAAAUGAUUUGAGCUUGCCACGGUUAUUCUGAAGUCGCGUUCUUUCUUUCUUGUUAUCUUAAAAA